Ostrinia nubilalis (European corn borer) is the source of this 4213-nucleotide messenger RNA. Its product is annotated as type 1 phosphatidylinositol 4,5-bisphosphate 4-phosphatase. Gene Ontology annotation, biological process: phosphatidylinositol dephosphorylation. The record is from RefSeq and is a predicted model, not a curated record. Gene Ontology annotation, cellular component: lysosomal membrane; plasma membrane; phagocytic vesicle membrane. NCBI's taxonomy places the organism in Eukaryota, Metazoa, Arthropoda, Insecta, Lepidoptera, Crambidae. Gene Ontology annotation, molecular function: phosphatidylinositol-4,5-bisphosphate 4-phosphatase activity. The coding region runs from base 131 to 838 and encodes 235 amino acids. The transcript has 4 exons.
CUCUCGACCACAACACUAGUUGAAAUCUCAGAUGACGGAAUACAAAAAUUUUAAUUGUAUUCAUCGGAUUAUUUGUUUCAACUAAAGUAAUUGCUGUCGGAGUUUGUAAAUUUACCGUGUUUAAUUUAAAAUGGGUGACGGACAAAGUGAAAAUCAGCCUUUGCUGCGAGAUGAGGAGGUGAAUGUCAGCACAAUAUCUCCAAUUGGACCAGACGAAUUGCCUCCGCCGUAUCUGCAGCAAGGGACGCCCAUGGUGACAUGCCGAGUAUGUCAGGCUAUGAUAGACAUCUCCGGGAAGAAAGAACAACAUGUAGUUAAAUGCUCUGAUUGUAACGAAGCUACGCCUAUAAGGAAUGCUCCCCCAGGGAAAAAAUAUGUUCGUUGUCCAUGUAAUUGCCUGCUAAUUUGCAAGUCUUCUUCUCAACGAAUUGCAUGCCCUCGACCAGACUGCAAGAGGAUUAUCAACCUUGCGCCAUCGCCUGUAACACCACCAGUACCGACCUUGCCUGGCAUGUGCAGAGUCAUCUGUGCUCACUGCCAAGACACUUUUCUGUAUCAGCUGCUGAAGAACGCACCGGUGCGGUGCCCGCACUGCCGCAAGGUGUCGUCGGUGGGGUCGCGGGUGGCGCGCGUCAAGGGCACAAUAUUCGCGGUGCUCGCGCUCAUCUUCCUCGCCAUCGCCAUCGGCGUCACGCUCGGGACGCUCUCGGCCGCCAAGUCGCACGGCGGCGGCGUCUACGUCGCCUACGUCGGAGCAUUCCUCGUCGCAUUCCUCCUCGGCAGCCGCGCCGUCUACUACUUCGCGAUGAAAGUGAGUACGAUCGAGGGCCCCAUGUAAACUAUUACCGACAUAGUUUGUGAUAAAAUUUGUAUGACUAGAAAAUAUAAAAGGUUUCUCGAUUCCAUAUUGUAACCAGCGUUAUUAUGUAGUUUGGUUUUAUACUGUAUUAAUGUAUAAUUUAACCAAUACAGUGACGGGUGGUGAGUUAAUAUUUCAAAUAUUAUUAUUAUAGGAAUGUAUUGAUCGACAGCCACUACGAUAGAAUAUAUUCAUAGCUUCUAAGUUGUUGACUUGAUCACCUAAAUUCAGCAAAGUUAUCAUUGUCGGUUACUGUAUCCCACCUGUAUAUCUGGUUCAUGGAUCUUAAUUUGUCAUAUUUCAAAAUGUAGUUCUGUAUUUUUAAAUGCCAUGACACAAUAAUUUAUGAGUGUCGCUUAUCGUGCAUGGUGAUCGUAUUUUAAUGCGUUAAUUACAAUACCACAUACUAUCAAGCAAUCACAAAUCAUGUAUGUUGUUGACAUAGGCAGCAAUAAAUUUUCAAUAGAUUUUCUAGGACAAUAAUUUAUCUGCUUUACAGGCAGUGAAUAAUAUAAUAUAGCCAUUAUAUGACUUUAGGUGCGAGUUGAUAGCCGAUUGCAGACCAUAACUGCAGGCCUCUUUUAUGUAUUCUAAUUCCGAAAUUGAAUAAAAAGAAGUAAAAGAAUAUUGCAUUAGAUAAGACAACGCAAAGCAAAAAUAGACUAUAAAACACGAAUAAACGAAUACAUAUUAUGUCGAUGACUGUGUGUAUGAAUUCUUUAAUAGAUAAUACUAAUGUUGAUAAUUUUCCAUUCAUACGAAAUUACUUAUAUCGCGGUAUAUUAACAUCAGUGGCCAUUGAGGUCAGUCCGCGCAGUUGUAAGGAUUUAAAGACAGCUAUGGGUGAUAGUAGUCUACAUACGGUUUUCAAUUCACACCUCAAUUUCAAUUAACGAUAAACAUUUGAAAAAAAUCUCUAGUGUAUCCAUUUUAAGCUCUACAAAAUCGUAUAGUUUGUUGUUUGAUUGGUUGAGUAUAGUGUGAAUAUUGAAAAAAUCACCAAUUUAUAUUAAAAGUUUGUUUGAAUUAUAGUAAUAUUAUUAUUAAUAAUUACCAUAAUUUAGCUAAAUUUAAACAUGUUGCAUCAAUUGUUACACUCAUAUGCGAUCUCAUUGCUAAUUAAUAAAAUAUGGAGAGUUAAAAUAUCGUAUCAAAAAACGCUAUUAUUAACGACCUCAGUCGCGAAACUUUGGUCGCUCUGAAUGAUAUAGAGAUGGUGUGAUAUUAAUGACGGGUUUCCUUCGUUACAUACUGCGCUAGCUAGGUCAAAUUAAUUAAAAUAACCAAGCAUAGUGAAUUGGAGGAUUAUACGAAUCAUUAAAAUACUCCUGCACCGUUUUCGACUAUAGUAUAAUAUUGUGUUAUAGUAUAAUAUUAUUAGCAAUGAGAUUAUUAAAUAAAUUGAAAGGUAUUUCUUGUGAUUGUGUGCUUAUACAUGUAAUUCGAUUAUUUAUUUCAGUACCUCUAGCAUGAACAACUUUCGUCUUCGAAUCGUUUGCGUACUGGAUAAAAUUCGAUACUCAAUCUUCGAAUUAAACGAUAAAGUGACAAUUUUCAUUCUCAAAAUAAGUUUUGUGCAACCACAUCUCAUACUAAGUUCACUUUACGACACGUUCACAAGGGCGCUGUUGUAGUUUUCAUACUAAAUCUUUUGAUGGCGUUUCGAGUACGCAAACUAUUUGAACUCGAAAGUUUUUCGUGCUAGCCGUACAGGGUUUAAACCAUUGGGCGGUGUUAAAUGAAAUUACCAAUCCAAUUACUCUAUUUUGUAUUUUGUGACAUGAAAAUAAGUUCUGAAUUGCUAUGACAUCUGUUGAGUUCUCUCACAUUGAUUUGUCAUUCAUCCUUCACCAAACACGACAAUCAUUAAAGUGAACGCACUCGAACCUGCACUGAACGAACCGAAAGAAUUAGCCAAUUACCGAUGUGACGUGUGAGCGUGAGCCUUGGUCCAAGGCGUGAGCCUGUUGCGGUGAAGUGUGCGUUUACCUUUAGAUAGGUUCAUAUUAACGCAUUCACAAAUAGCAUGGAAGAAAGACUGACUCUUGACGGAUUUAUACGGAUGCACCUUUUCAAAACGAUUAUUCAUUGAAUAUAUUAUUUUCCUGUAUAUUCAAAUCAUGUCCUUUUGCUUUUGUAUUAUUGUUAACAAUUAUAAACAUUUCGAAUCAUUGAUGAUAGUGUAUGCAAUUAUUUAAUGUUAAUUAUUUUACGAUAUAAAUAACAAUUCAUUUUGCAUGCAUUAUUCGACUUGGUUUUUUAAUAGAGCCCUCAUUUUAACUUUACUUACUGUUAAUAAAAUUGUAUUUAAUCUACUGUAAAGACGAUACGAAUAGUUUUUUUAAUAGGUACACACAACAACACAUGAAACGUUACACGUUGAUCUUAUUAGCACCCAAAAUACUAAAAAAUAAUAAUACAUUGGCAUGGUAACUGUUACGAUUGAUGUGUCGUCGAGUGUACAUUAUUAUAUUCAUAUUUGACUACGAAUAUUUAGUCAAAAAGUAGAUUACUACCUUGCUUGCUACUCUGCCUACCUAGCUCCAUGCUGGGUCUUGUUAUAUUUGUUAUUAUUUUAUCGAAAUGGCUAGCCUUACCUCCUUGUAAUCUUAUACGAUUACAAUAAAAAUGCAGGAACUGUGUUUAAUGAUGUUCUCGUCGUUUUACGUUAUUAGGUAUGUAACAUAAAAAGCGUAUUCAGAAUGAAAGCUCCUUCCUGUGAAUUUCUACUUUGCCAAUCACCACAUAAAGUUGUAAGCCAAAACACGCUGGUACAGUAAGUGUCCGCUAGCGGAUCUUCGAGAAGCGUACAUAGUAACUCGAACAUUACAAAAAUUCCCAUAAGGCUCUAGAUUCCGCCUCAGUGUGUUAUAAGCUUAAGAUACUUUACAGACGCGCUAUGCUAACGGACGAGCUAUGCCUCGGAUACUUGUAUAAUCUGAACCUUUUUAGCUGAUCUUGAUUGUGACCGCGAUCAAACCUUUUUGGAGUUUUAGAAAAUCUUGCAGUUAUUUGCUUUUUAUCAACCUAAAAAAGACUCGAAGAGAUUUUACCGCGGUCAUAAUGUAAAGCAUCGACCGCUUACAGGCCAUUAUGAAAAUAUACAUCUUGAUUAUUGGACUGGUAAGGCUAGCAGACUUUUAUUUGUUUUUGAUGUGAUAUUAUGCUUUAUUCUUAUAGUCAAACUAUAAAUUCAAACAUUAUGUGGAUUAAGACUUAGAAUUAUUUGAGCAUUCUGUUUUUAUAUAAAAAUUUAAGUAGGAUUUUCUGUAUUACCAUUAUUUUCAUAAAAUGUUAGGGCUUUAACCAUGUAUUUUUAGUUGUAAGUUAAAUAAAUGGUACCUAUUGAAAUGA